GCCUGACGUCACCAAAUACAUAAUGCUUCUUCUAGUGUACUUCUGUACCUGUCCUCUACCAACUUCACACAUCCAUUGAGUGUUUGAUAAUUUAUUGUGCACUGUCUAUUUCUCUCUCUGCCAAUUGUCGCAAGGAGUCUUGUUUUGGUUCAACUCGUUCUGUGAGUUAUAUCACUUUUUUGCUGUUUCCUGUCCGUUUUAUAGACGCCGUUCCCUAUUUCGGCAAUGCUGGACGCUAAAGAAUACCAUUAUCUUAAGAAAGAGCUCAUUUCUCUUCAGGUAGAGCGUGAAUUCUCUAUUUUGAGCAACCCGGACAACUUGGCUCACUUGGGUCUCCCAUUCAAGCUUCCCGAUGGAUCCUUUCUCCGUUACGAAGAGUCAGAGACUCCUGUAAUCCGUUUUAUUUUCCGAAGAUUUGCCCUUACAUUCCCCUUUCUGGAUUCAUCCACUCAAGUAGAGUUUUGGAAUGAAAACGUUCGAAGUUUUCUUGUCGCAGUGGCCGAAGCACAAAAGAGCUUUGUUUCAGAUGCAGAAAACUCGUCCAAAUUGCGUCGUCUGAAACUCAAGCUUGUCCGUGUUUUCGUUCUCCUCAUUAGUUCUGCCAUUCAUCUGGUCGAGCGAGAGGAGAUGAUGGAUGUGUCGGAAGAGGAAAAGACAUUAAUGGCCCACUUUGAGUCACUGUCGCUAAAUGCCAAUUUGUACGAUUCUCAACCUAUUCGAGCAGAUGUCCUUGGUGUUCGCGUGAACGAGCCAGCAGGUAUACUUCGAAAGCGUACGUUUGAAUAUAUGAUUCGCGUUCAAACGAAGACCGAGGUGUAUUACAUUGCACACCGUUACUCUGCCUUUGAACAGCUGAGACGCGCUCUUCUGAAGCGUUUUCCCAAACUGCAUGUGCCUACGCUUGCCAAGCAGGACACUCUUAGCUUUGUUGUGCACUAUUCGCCAACACGCAUUUCCACCGACUCGGGGGCAGAUGCAUUCUUGUUUCAUUCAGAAGGGGCGAUUGAAGGCGAUUAUGAUGAAGUCGUCGACAAGACGUUGCAUAGAGAGCGGACUCGCUAUUUCCUGCGUACAUUCAUGCACCUUGUUUUGUCCAAGACGGAAUUUCUUGAAAGCGAUUGCUUGCAGAUGUUCCUCUUAAAGAAUAUGACUGAGCCGAAUGACGAGGAAAUUCUUGACAUGCGUAUCCGUGAACAGCUUGAUCGUGUUCGCGAGCAAGAGCAGUUCCAGUUCAAGAAGGCAGCAAAUGAGCGCAUGCAUGAAUUGGAAGGUCAUAUGCGCAACUUCAAGCAAAACAUGAUUGAGCAUGGUGGCUUCAGUGCGCUGUUUUCCGAGCUGAAGGAAAAGGACAGUAUUGAAGAGCUUUCUCCACCACUUCAGAAGACCAUCAAUUGGGCUAAGGUUUGUCUUGCUUCAACCAUUUACAUGACGUUCUUUGGAAAGGAAAAAUCUCUGGAUACGUUUUCGCGCAUCAAGCGGAUGCACAGUAUUAUCCCUUAUACCAUUCUUAAGGGUGUUAUGCGUCUUUCAAAUCCUGUUGCCAUGAUGAAGCAUGUACUGGAUGUGUUUUUGGCCCAACCUUUCAACAAGCGGUCUUUGUUCCAGCGUCUCAUUGGUAUUGGUUUGCAGGAUGACAUUCGCUUGCUGGAGAAGUUGGUUGGAAAGUAUGAAGCAUCCAUCAAGAAUGUGGAAAUCUGUAACAGAGUCAGCAAUUUUGUUGAAGCACCCGAGUCGUAUGCUGACGUGGAUGUCGGAAUGCCCGAUACCGCUAAGUUGCUUCUGCAGGUAAUGACUUCGGAGCAACACGAACCGGUCCUUUCGCCGGAGUCCUUGGAUGAGAUUUUGCAGGGCUAUGAAUGCUGGAAAAUGAGUAUCGAAAGCGAUUCCUAUCCUGCGGACGGCGAGUACUUGGAAAGAGCCAAGCGUUAUGGUUACACCAUGAAGCUCCUGAAACUUUCUAUGCAACUUUCUGGCAAGCAGAGUAUGGUGAAGCUUUUGUUCGAAGGUGUUACGGGUACUUUGAUGCGCGACGUUGUCGUCAUCUUCUACAAGCCUCUUAUGCGCGUGUACAAGGCUGCAAGCGUAUAUCAAUCUGUGGAUGAUUUCUCUGCCUUCAUGGAUGAUAUGCUUGGCUUAGUGGAGAAAACGCAAAACUCGUUUGAAAUGAACCCUAACGCUGUGGUGAAGAAGUUUAUCGACCUUGUUUCGCGCCAUGAGCAAAGCUUCUUCGACUUUGUUCAUAAAAUCUACACACACGACGAUGGCUUGUUCAUUGAUUUGACCAAGUGGAUUGAAACUGUGUUGUAUUUCUUGAAGAAGGACUCGACGAGAAACAUUGAGAUGAACACAGUGUUGGAGACUUUAGAGCCCGAAGAUAUGGUAACCUUGAAGCAAGAGUUGACUGAUCUUUUGGACUGGAAUCACCGCACAAAGGUUGCCAACUUGAUCAAGGUUCAAUGCCGUUAUGGAGGCAUGGACGAGUCUAGUUUGCCAAACGUUCAAUCCGACGACUUUGGACUCGAUAAUGAGCUCUUCCGCGAGCUGCAAGAUCGUCCAGAGGAAGACGACGACGAUAAUAGUUUGCAAUUGUCACUUACUGCGACGAACGAUAGCAUAAGUAUUCUUGAGCCUGAUGACCCUGUUGGCGAAGCUCGUGUGGAGGCAGCCCGUGCACUUGCACAGCAAGCAGAGAACGCGGUGAAGCCCGACUUUGCGAUUAUACCCAAGCUCCUUCCUGGAUUUGUUGCCCAACUUAGAGAAACUCUCCUUGAAUCUCUUCACGAGAACUCUCUUAUGGCUUAGGACGAUUGAAUGCUCUUCGCGGUUCCCAAGAACCAGUCCAGUCGCUCUGUUUCUCACUUUAUAUUGUAUUAUUACAACGCUGGAACGGACAAGGCUCGCGCCCGUGUUGGUUCCACACACAUCAUUUUAGUUUAUGCAUUCCUAAAUCUGCAACACCUGUGUUCGACUUCCAUGACAUUAGUGUUGUAAUAACAUCAUCUUA
Schizosaccharomyces japonicus yFS275 is the source of this 3004-nucleotide messenger RNA. RefSeq names its product fungal protein. The record is from RefSeq and is a predicted model, not a curated record. Gene Ontology annotation, molecular function: phosphatidylinositol binding. The coding region runs from base 226 to 2802 and encodes 858 amino acids. The transcript is spliced from 4 exons. Lineage: Eukaryota; Fungi; Ascomycota; Schizosaccharomycetes; Schizosaccharomycetales; Schizosaccharomycetaceae.